Pogona vitticeps (central bearded dragon) is the source of this 3365-nucleotide messenger RNA. It is a transcript of the gene RPS6KA1, whose product is annotated as ribosomal protein S6 kinase A1. Gene Ontology annotation, biological process: intracellular signal transduction; protein phosphorylation. Gene Ontology annotation, molecular function: magnesium ion binding; protein serine/threonine kinase activity; ATP binding. The record is from RefSeq and is a predicted model, not a curated record. NCBI's taxonomy places the organism in Eukaryota, Metazoa, Chordata, Lepidosauria, Squamata, Agamidae.
GGGAGGGCAGGAAGUUCUGUUUUCUGAUCCACUUACAUGUUUCAAUCUUGACUCUUUGGCUUGGCUUGGCUUUUGUCACCUGUCUCAGUGGCUGGUUCUAAGUGAAGUGGAGCAUGAGCCCGCGGAUGGUGCGCCCACAGCCACCAGCCAUGCUCUCUUAAAAGAAUCCAGAGUAUCUGCUGGAGAUAUGCUGCUUCAACUGGGUGGGGAUGAUGGAGGUGGCUAAGGAACCCAAGUUUCCUCGUAUCUUUGCUCUUCUGGCCCUAUGGCUCCAUGGGAAACGUCGUGCCGACCGUUGCAACCUGCCACUGCUUUCUUCCAGCAGCAUCAGCAAUCCGAAGGAAGGCUCUGUCCAAGAAUACACCAUCACAUACCUUGUGAAAGAAGGGUCUGAAAAGGCUGAUCCCUCACAGUUUCAGCUACUGAAAGUCCUUGGACAAGGAUCUUUUGGCAAAGUUUUCCUUGUAAGAAAAAUCACCCCACCAGAUAACGGCCACCUCUAUGCCAUGAAGGUCCUGAAGAAAGCAACUCUGAAAGUGCGUGAUCGUGUAAGAACAAAAAUGGAAAGAGACAUCCUGGUGGAAGUAAACCACCCCUUCAUCGUGAAACUCCAUUAUGCUUUCCAAACCGAAGGGAAGCUGUAUCUCAUCCUUGACUUCCUCAGAGGAGGAGAUCUCUUCAUGCGCUUAUCCAAAGAGGUGAUGUUUACUGAGGAAGAUGUGAAGUUCUACCUGGCAGAGUUGGCGCUUGGCCUCGGCCACUUGCACCGCCUGGGAAUUGUGUACAGGGAUCUUAAGCCAGAGAAUAUUCUGCUGGACGAUGAAGGCCAUAUCAAACUCACAGACUUUGGCUUGAGCAAAGAAGCCAUUGACCACGAGAAAAAGGCGUAUUCUUUCUGCGGAACAGUGGAGUACAUGGCCCCAGAAGUGGUUAAUCGACAGGGGCACACGCAGAGUGCCGACUGGUGGUCAUACGGUGUGUUAAUGUUUGAGAUGCUGACAGGGUCCCUGCCAUUCCAGGGGAAGGACCGGAAGGAGACGAUGACGCUGAUUCUCAAAGCAAAGCUGGGCAUGCCCCAGUUCCUGAGCUCUGAAGCACAGAGUCUCCUGCGAGCCCUUUUCAAGAGGAAUCCUGCCAACAGGUUAGGUUCUGGUCCAGACGGUGUUGAAGAAAUAAAGCGUCACCCUUUCUACUCCACCAUUGACUGGAAUAAACUCUUCCGCCGGGAAAUCCCACCACCUUUCAAGCCUGCCGUGGGCCAGCCAGACGAUACUUUUUACUUUGACAAAGAAUUCACCUCCCGCACACCUAAAGACUCCCCCGGGAUUCCCCCUAGCGCAGGAGCCCACCAGCUUUUCCGAGGGUUUAGUUUUGUGGCCACCAGCUUAAUAGAAGAGGAGAAGGCCAAAUCCCCACCAGUGCCUUUGCAUUCUGUAGUACAGCAAUUGCAUGGCAAGAAUCUCCAGUUCAAUGAUGGUUACGUUGUAAAGGAGGCCAUUGGCGUGGGUUCUUACUCAGUGUGCAAGCGCUGCAUUCACAAGGCGACGAACACAGAAUAUGCUGUCAAGGUCAUUGACAAGAGUAAGCGAGAUCCCUCGGAGGAGAUUGAGAUACUUCUACGGUACGGACAGCACCCAAAUAUCAUCACACUGAAGGACGUGUAUGAUGACGGCAAGCAUGUCUAUCUGGUGACAGAGUUAAUGAGAGGUGGGGAGCUGCUGGAUAGGAUCCUCAAGCAGAAGUGUUUCUCUGAAAGGGAGGCCAGCUCUGUCCUACAUACGAUUUGCAAAACAGUAGAAUACCUCCAUUCGCAAGGGGUGGUUCACAGAGAUUUGAAACCUAGCAACAUCCUGUACGUAGAUGAGUCUGGUAACCCAGAGUCUCUGCGUAUUUGUGAUUUUGGCUUUGCCAAGCAGUUGAGAGCAGAGAAUGGGCUCCUCAUGACCCCUUGCUAUACUGCCAACUUUGUGGCUCCAGAGGUUUUGAAACGUCAAGGCUAUGAUGAAGCCUGUGAUAUCUGGAGCUUAGGGAUCCUCCUCUACACAAUGUUGGCAGGGUACACUCCAUUUGCAAAUGGCCCUAACGACACUCCUGAGGACAUCCUUACUCGGAUAGGUGGGGCAAAGUUUUCCCUCAAAGGUGGAAAUUGGGACACCGUUUCUGACACAGCCAAGGAUCUCGUAUCCAAGAUGUUGCAUGUUGAUCCUCAACAGCGCCUGACUGCCAAACAAGUCCUUCAACACCCAUGGAUAACCCAGAAGGACAAGCUGCCCCAGAGUCAGCUCACUCACCAGGAUGUACAACUUGUGAAGGGUGCCAUGGCUGCCACAUAUUCUGCAUUGAACAACUCCAAGCCAAGCCCCCUGCUGAAGCCCAUUGAAUCCUCCUUCCUGGCACAAAGGCGAGUCAAGAAGCUUCCAUCUACUACAUUGUGACCUGGAAAUGCUCCCUCCAACUAUCCACACAUACCAGUGCUGCUUCUCUUGACUCUGCACGAGCCUUGCCUGGAUUUCAGGGAGGCAGAACCCAUCCCAGCAAGACAGCCGUUUUGAGGCAUUUUCUCAAAUGCAUAUCAGGGCCAAGUGCCUUUGGAAAGAAUUGUUCUUGCUCUCCCUGUGGAUUUUUCUUGUUUUGUUUUUUGUUUUAAGUGUAUAGAGAGACUAUUUGUAAAGGGUUGUGUAUAGGCGCAAGAGUUUAUGGCUCACUGCCUGUCACACAGCCAGUUUCCUCCACCUGUGAACAACCAAGUUUUGGACAAGAUGAUGCUUCUACAAUCCAAAUCUGGUACAGCUGGAAUAAUGUUCAUUUUGCCCUCUCAUCAAAGUCACUCCAACAGAGGGUUUUAUUUUUCUCUUACUCCCUCUGCCUAUUCAGAUACUCUCCCUUUGAUGUAAUCUAUGACAUCUCAUGUGCACAAGCUUCUUUGAUUUCACAUUCUUCAUCUUUCAAGCAACAUGAUCGCUGUCCAAGAGAUUUUGAACAUCAUUUUUCUCCCCUCUUUCCUUUCUCCUUUGGAUAUCACAUUAUUAUGGACACACUCACCUGUAAUGCCAGAAUUAUUACUAAUUUUCAACAUCCUUGAAUCCAGUGACUAAUGCCAGUGACUAAUGCCAGAAAUAUCUAGCUUUUGAACAUGAAAUGUUCUUGUAAGAAAACUGUUUUUCCAUGGGGAAGAUAUCAGGUUUUCUAGGUGAGAGGGUUGUCUUUUCUUUUUAAAAAUUCUGUCCAGAUAGCACAACCCAGAGCCUCAUGAUGCAGUGCAAAAAAAUCAGCUUGGCUCUGUCUCUUUUUUUAAUUUAAAUGAUUCUGUGGCUGGUAACUCAGGGUUUCUGUCUGAAUUUUCAAAUAAAACAGAUGCAGUUGAA